Messenger RNA from Peronospora belbahrii, 876 nucleotides. NCBI's taxonomy places the organism in Eukaryota, Oomycota, Peronosporomycetes, Peronosporales, Peronosporaceae. The record is from the annotation of a GenBank genome assembly.
AUGCGUCGGUACUUCGGGCGCUUUGCCAGUCGCCCGCGUGUGGCCGUUGGCCACCAAACGCCACCACGCUCCGUUCCCAAGACUAUUGUCCACCCUCCGUACGCGGCAAGCGGUGGCAUGUCGGACUUAAAGCCCUUUAUUCCUAUCUUAGAUACUGAGCAGCAGCAACGACUGCGUGCCGCCUGUGCUUUAGCUGGAUAUAUUCGCGAGUUUGCCAAGCCUUUGUGCCAGCCAGGAGCUACGACGGAAGACAUCGAUCGCCUUGUGCAUGAAGAGAUCGUGCGGCGUGGUGCCUACCCAUCUCCUCUUAACUAUGGCGGCUUUCCCAAGGCGGUGUGCUGCUCCGUAAACGAGAUUGUGGUUCACGGCAUUCCUGACAGCAGACCGCUUGCAGACGGAGACAUCGUCAACAUUGACGUCUCCGUCUUUUUGAACGGAUUCCAUGGGGAUACCUCGCAGACUUUCUUGGUGGGAAGCGUGGACAAUGCCGGGAAACACCUGGUGGAUGUAACCAACAAGGCGCUAUUAGGCUCCAUCAAGCAAUGUUGCAAGCCGCUUAAUCGCUUCGCGACGAUCGGAGACUUUGUGCAGACGCUGGCAGCCCAGGAAGGACUGGAUGUUGUACGGGAAUACACUGGUCAUGGCAUUGGCAAAGAGUUCCACUGCCUACCUUUCAUUUUACACCACCGUAAUAAUAAGCCGGGUAAGAUGCUGCCGGGCAUGGCAUUUACAGUGGAGCCGGCGCUGACGGAAGGCAGCCCGAAGAUUGUUCACUGGGAUGACGGUUGGACUGUAGCCACGGCAGACGGCGGAAGAUCGGCGCAAGCGGAGCACACGGUGUUGAUUACAGAAAGCGGCGUCGAUAUUUUGACGUAG